AAUAAAUUAUUAGGCAGAAUAAUUUACAUUUAUUCAAGUGUAUCAACAUUAUUACAUCAGUGUGUUAAUAAUAAGAGUUAUUAUCCAUAUUGCUAUGAUUAUGAGUCUACUUUGAUAUUUUUCUUAUUCAAUAAAUCUAUGAUGAGAUUGUACUAACCUUGGGUUAUAUUAGUAAAAAAAAAAGUAGAAUGAAAUAUCUAUAUUUUCAAUGUUUAAUCAAUCUCUUAUUCAUAUGGAAAUAUGUUAAAUGUAUAAAUUAUGAUUUUCAAAGAUAUCCAUUUCCAAUUGACGAUGAUAAUCUACAAAAUGAGUUAAUUGAACAAAAUAAUUUUCUGAUUGGUUUCGACGAAUCAUGGCCAUCAAUAAAUGUGAAUGACUAUUUAGGAGUGGUAUCCUCUAUUAAAGCAACCGACCAAUCAGCGUCGAAUGUAUACGUUUUACAUCGUGGUGAUCGAGUAUGGGAUAAAAAUACUUUUGAUCAAGAAAAUAAUUAUCGUCUUAAUAAAUCGAAACCUAUAGAAAAAGGAGUGCUAGUACAGAUUUUUAAUGGAGAAAUUGCAAACACCUAUUUUCCUUUCAAAUUCUUUCUUCCUCACGGAUUGACUAUUGAUCCAAAUGGAAAUUUCUGGAUUACAGAUUUAGCUUUGCAUCAAGUUUUUAAAUUCUCUCUAAAUUUAUCAAAUGAACCAUUAUUAACACUUGGUGAGCGUUUCAAACCUGGUUCAGGUGAAAAUCAAUUUUGUAAACCAACUGAUGUAGUAGUUUCUUCAAAUGGACUGGUUUUCAUCUCUGAUGGAUAUUGCAAUAAUCGUAUAAUGAAAUUUAAUGAAAAUGGAAAAUUUCUAAAAUCUUGGGGUUACGAAACAAAAGAUUCAAAAUCUCCAGGACCAAAUGAAUUAAAUCUUCCACAUCAAUUAACAUUAUUGGAAGAAGAAGACGCGAUCUGUGUAGCAGAUAGAGAAAAUAAACGUAUUGUAUGUUAUACAGCUGGUUUAUAUUCAACAACAUUACAGAAUACUGGUGAAUAUUUAUUUGAAUAUAAUCAACCAGAGAUGAGAUCUAUUUAUGGUGUAGCUAUUGAAUCAUCAAGAAAAUUAAUGUUUGCUCUAGUGGGUUCAACACCUGAUGAAGAUAAUUCAAAAGUGGAAAUUAUCGAUUUCAAUUCACAAGAUUUGAUUGGUGAAAUCAGAAAUGAAGGAAAAACAGGAUUCGGUGAUGUACAUUCCAUUGCAACAUGUCCAUCAUAUGGAAGAAAUAGAAAAAGUUGUGUAUUAUUUUGUAAUACAAAUUUACCAUCACAAUUGAAAUCAAUAAAUAAUACUGUAAACAAUAAAAAUAUCUCGAAUUAUGAAAAUUAUCCAAAUCAAGAACAAUUAGAACGACAUUUAUGGCUUUAUCAUUUACAAUUUAAUUCAGAAUAUAAUUAUUAUUAAAUAAUAAAUAAAAUAAUCAUAACAUUCAAUAAAUCAAUCUGAAAAUAUUAUAUUAUUGAAUAAAAUAAUAAUGAUAAUUAACA
Molecule: messenger RNA, 1516 nt
Organism: Schistosoma turkestanicum
Lineage: Eukaryota; Metazoa; Platyhelminthes; Trematoda; Strigeidida; Schistosomatidae
Source: the annotation of a GenBank genome assembly